Molecule: messenger RNA, 288 nt
Organism: Closterium sp. Yama58-4
Lineage: Eukaryota; Viridiplantae; Streptophyta; Zygnematophyceae; Desmidiales; Closteriaceae
Source: the annotation of a GenBank genome assembly
AUGCCGUCGCUACCGUCGCUACCGAGCCAAUCCCGCCUGUCGCGCGAGGUGGACUUGACGUCCGUGCACUCUGUUGUCCGACGAACGAUGGUCUUCAUCCGAGAGCAGUACAUCGAGAGCGGCAGCGGCGACUACGACGGCGACAAGAGUCAACUGCAGCUUCCCGCCUUCCUGUCCAUGCACAAAUCCGACCGUGGCACAACCGUGAAAGGUGUUGACGGUGAAGACAGGGUCGGGACGAGCACUGCCACGACUGCUUCGAUAUGCUCGUCGACCUCUUCCACGUGA